This is a messenger RNA of Drosophila eugracilis, 1548 nucleotides long. RefSeq lists its product as uncharacterized. Gene Ontology annotation, cellular component: endoplasmic reticulum; membrane. The coding region runs from base 93 to 1487 and encodes 464 amino acids. The record is from RefSeq and is a predicted model, not a curated record. Gene Ontology annotation, biological process: protein localization to plasma membrane; GPI anchor biosynthetic process. The transcript is spliced from 2 exons. Gene Ontology annotation, molecular function: glucosaminyl-phosphatidylinositol O-acyltransferase activity. Lineage: Eukaryota; Metazoa; Arthropoda; Insecta; Diptera; Drosophilidae.
CAGCUGUUCAGCGCAGAAGUAGUAGCAAUGCCGGCCCAAAAUAUUUAUAUUAAUUUCCAUUUUGCUUUUCUAUUUUAAAUCAAUUUAACUUCAUGGAGCUUUCUAAAAUGGAGGCCGAAAUGGGCGAUUCCGUAACUUAUGACUUAGACGAAGUGGAUUUAAAAUCCUGGAGAUCAGUUAAGGAAAGUGUGGAUAGUUUCUUGGUGAUAUUACCCACGGUAUUGGGGUUCAUUCUUUCCCGCCUACUAUGUGGACACCUGCCAAAAAAUUCCACUAGAAAAUUCCUUCUGGAGUUUAUUUUGAUUGGAUUACCCACCGUGAUUCUAAUCACUGUAGGCAGUGCCUAUAACUAUACCUAUUCAUUAGUGGCUUCCUUUGCUGUUUUGGGUUAUCUUUACGGAAACAUACCUACAAGUCCUCCGAAUUUCAAAUAUGAGGUAGGCAAGAGACCCACAGUUUUUACCUUACUGAGGGCCACUGCCUACAGUGGAACCUGUGCCGCCAUUUUGGCCGUGGACUUCUCAUCAUAUCCCAAGGAUUACCGGAAAAGUCGAAAUUUCGGAGCUGCUGCGAUGGAUAUGGGUAUCGGAUUGUUUGUGGUGACCAUGGGAUUGGUUUCACAUCGAACGAGAAACACCACUGACCUAAAGAAACUACCGAGAUCCGUUGUUCCAUUGCUUGUUUUAGGACUGGCCCGCACUAUAGUCAUCACAGCGAUCGACUAUCAUCAAGAUGAGACGGAAUAUGGAACGCAUUUGAAUGCCUUCUUCAUUCUGGGCCUCACUAAACUAAUGGGCAGCUUUUACAGUCUUUUGGUGAGCUCGGACCGAAAACUAUUGGGACUUUCACUAGGUUUACUAUUUGUUCAUGAACUGGUGCUACAGUUAGGGCUAUCUGAGUUUGUGAUGUCUUCCGCACCUCACGAAGGUUUUCUCAGUGCCAAUCGGGAAGGUCUGAGUUCCCUACACGGCUGUGUGGCUCUCUAUCUGCUCAGCAUUUACUUUGCCAAGUGGUAUACCUCUCAGGAUCACCUCACUUAUCAGGGAUUAGUUAUCAAGUUGAAGAAAAUCCUUUUAGUCGCCAUCCUCUGUUGGUUGUUGGUCUUUAUAAGUGCCUUCCUAACCGGAAUUGCACGUGUGACUUUUAGUUUUGGCUAUGUGAUGUGGAUUUUUGCUGUUUGCCUAAGUCUUAUUGUGAUAUAUGCUUAUUUCUUUGAACUUAAACUUGUAAGGCCAGAUUUAAGUACUGAGAAAUCAGUUGGAGAUGUUAAAGAAAAGAGUAUAUCCUUGCCAACCUUUGUGGAGAGCCUCAACAUGAAUGGCCUGACUCACUUCAUGCUUUCCAACUUCCUGACCGGGAUGGUCAAUAUGACUCUUAACCCAGGGCAACGCACUGAUCUAGAAUCCGUAGUAAUACUAGCUGCUUAUAUAUUUGUAUGUGCUGGAGUGGUCUUCAUAAUGCUAAGAAAGUGUAUACGUAUAGCUUAAACGAUACCACCUUACAAAAAUAUGUGAUAAUGUUUUGUAUUAAAAAUUUCUUAAAAGUUAA